AUGCCUCCCAAAGGUAGCAAGCACAUCGCAUACAAAUGGUCGCCCGAAUCAGAGCGACUGAUCCUCCUCAGCGUGCUGAAAGGAGCUGAGUUCCAAGCCACCAGACCCUUCUUCAACCAAGUCGCCGAGAAAAUUGGAGGUGGCGUCACUGCGGAAGCAGUUAGUCAACGCUUCUACAAGCUGAAGAAAGAGUCCGAAGCUCUCACCGCCGGAACCGCCACUGCCACUGCCACUGCCAACAACGGCACUACCGCCUCCGCUCCCACCCCAGCUACACCCACUCCCAAGAAAUCCCGAGCUGCACCCGGCACCUCUGCUCGCAAACGUAGGAACGGCGCCACGAAUGGAGAUGGAAAUGGCAACGAUGGCGACAACGCCGACGAAUCACCUACCAAGAAAACCAAGACCGCUACCUCCGCCAAGAAGAAGAAGGUGGCAGCUACUGAAGCGGCGGCUGUUGCUGCUGCUGAGGAAGGUGCAGAUGGUGAAGAUGAGAUGGUAAAAGUCGAGAAUGACGAUGGGAGGAGCGACAUCACCGUCAAGGCGGAGGCGGAGGAGAUUGCAGAUGCGAAUGUUGCUGGUGAUGAUGACUGA
Endocarpon pusillum Z07020 is the source of this 594-nucleotide messenger RNA. RefSeq lists its product as uncharacterized. The record is from RefSeq and is a predicted model, not a curated record. NCBI's taxonomy places the organism in Eukaryota, Fungi, Ascomycota, Eurotiomycetes, Verrucariales, Verrucariaceae. The transcript is spliced from 2 exons. Bases 1 to 594 code for a protein of 197 amino acids.